This is a messenger RNA of Cynara cardunculus var. scolymus (artichoke), 1689 nucleotides long. RefSeq lists its product as uncharacterized. NCBI's taxonomy places the organism in Eukaryota, Viridiplantae, Streptophyta, Magnoliopsida, Asterales, Asteraceae. The coding region runs from base 139 to 1614 and encodes 491 amino acids. The record is from RefSeq and is a predicted model, not a curated record. The transcript is spliced from 8 exons.
AUGCUCGGACAUUACUAGCAGAUUCAAAAUUUCAACCUUCCCGCUAGGCCUUUGCGCCACCAUCAUCGGCGGCAGCUAGACAUACGAUCUUGCUCGGCGGCGCUUUAAGAGGAUUGUGUCUAGCGUUUUGGCCAAAUUAUGAACUCUGUUGUCGCUACGGUUAGCGGAUACCAUGGAUCAGAGAGAUUUAAGCUUAUCAAAUUGAUAUCUCAAUCUGGUGCAAGUUAUGUUGGAGCAAUGAAUCACUCUACCACACAUUUGGUCUGUCGCAAAUUUGAAGGGAAGAAAUAUGAACUUGCCAGGAAAUUUAAAACGAUCGUAGUGAAUCAUCGAUGGAUUGAGGACUGUAUAAAGCAAGGCAGGCGUGUCUGUGAGCGUCCCUAUAUGAAGCACUGUGGGUCUGAGGUGGGGCCCUUGUUGUUGGAGAUCCCAGUUGUUGCUGAUGAAGUUAAAAGCAUGUUAGGCGAGGUAUCUACCACCUGCAAUUUCUCCAAGAAACCUGUGAUCGACGUUGAAUGUGGUGACAGUGGUGAUGAAGAUUGGACUGAUUCUUGGUUGUUGAAAGAGAAUCUGCUUCCUGAUGUAAGACGAAACAAGGAUCACAGAUUGAAGAAAAAAGGCACUAAAAGACACUCGAGGCAAGAUGUCUCGCUCACAAAUGGAUACUAUUUAGACGACUCUGCCUCAUUUGGCUUUAGAAGAAUAGAGACCAAGGACCUAAAUUGUCCUUCCUCUUCAGAUCCAGUGAAUAAUAAAAGGAGAAGCAACAGCAUAUCUGAAUCCUCCCGAGGAAGUCGUAAGCUAAUGCAUAAGAAUAUAUGUAAUGAGGUGAAUUCUUCUUCAGAUUCAGAGGAAGAUUUCCAACGUACAGAAUUUCACCACAAUUUUGUCGAUAUUAGUGAGCCUUCCAAAUAUUCUGGGAGGCAUGAAAGCAGAAGGCCUUACAAAACCAGGCUUCAUGAUCAUGCCAAAAGAAAAACUUUGAUCUUGGAGGAUCUUGAAAAGAAUGAAGAUUUGGGAACUUCUAAUUGUCAUGAUCCAACAUGUACUAAUGGCAUCUCGACUUCCUUAGGCAGGAAUUCUCUAGAUAAUUCUGCAGAAGUUGAUGAUGACUCUAAUGAAAAGGAGUAUAAUCCCAGAUUGUCUACAGCACUGCACUUGUCAUGCGUUAUAUGUUGGACAGAUUUUAGUUCAACUAGAGGGGUUCUGCCAUGUGGACAUCGCUUUUGUUUUUCAUGCAUACAGAAUUGGGCAGAUCAUAUGGCUUCUAUGAAAAAGGUUUCUACAUGUCCUUUGUGCAAGGCCAGUUUUUAUAGCAUACAGAAGAUGGAGGAUGCUGUAUCUUCUGAUCAGAAAAUAUACUCACAAACGUUUCCCAACGACACUUCGGCCACGGAUGUAUACAUUCUUCCACAAUGUGAAACAUCCACACUUCAGACUUUGCCUGUGGCGACACCGGUUUGCUACCAAUGCUGUUGCCGUGAACCGGAGGAACUUCUAAUAAAAUGCCAUAGUUGUGAGCUUCGCUGUGUUCAUUCGUAUUGCCUGGAUCCUCCACAAAUUCCGUGGGUAUGUGUCCAGUGCAAGGAUCUUCGUAUGCGGUAUGUCCGUUAAAUUUUAUGAAUGGUUACUGUUCAAAUUUCUUUUGGAUCCCUUUUAGUAAUAAUAGUAGUGUUACAUUGGAUAUGA